Angiostrongylus costaricensis is the source of this 996-nucleotide messenger RNA. NCBI's taxonomy places the organism in Eukaryota, Metazoa, Nematoda, Chromadorea, Rhabditida, Metastrongylidae. The record is from the annotation of a GenBank genome assembly.
AUGGCCGAUACCGAUAAACUUAAUUUGGAUAACAUAAUUGCGAGGUUAUUAGAGGUUCGAGGAUCAAAACCUGGGAAAAAUGUACAGUUAACGGAGAACGAAAUCAAAGGACUAUGCAUAAAGUCUCGUGAAAUUUUCCUCAGUCAACCGAUACUUCUCGAAUUGGAAGCUCCGCUCAAAAUAUGUGGAGAUGUCCAUGGUCAGUACUACGACCUCCUAAGGUUGUUCGAAUAUGGCGGUUUUCCACCGGAGUCGAAUUAUCUAUUCUUAGGAGAUUAUGUCGACAGAGGAAAGCAGUCUCUUGAGACGAUUUGCCUUCUGUUAGCGUACAAGAUCAAAUAUCCCGAGAAUUUUUUCCUCUUGAGAGGCAAUCACGAAUGUGCUUCCAUCAAUCGGAUAUAUGGCUUCUAUGAUGAAUGUAAACGACGCUACAAUAUAAAGCUAUGGAAGACUUUCACGGAUUGCUUCAACUGUCUUCCCGUUGCGGCUAUCAUAGAUGAGAAAAUUUUCUGUUGCCAUGGAGGGCUGUCACCUGAUUUGCAAUCUAUGGAGCAGAUCCGUCGUAUAAUGCGCCCUACUGACGUACCGGAUCAAGGUCUCCUUUGUGAUCUGCUUUGGUCAGAUCCUGAUAAGGAUGUUACUGGCUGGGGAGAAAAUGAUCGUGGUGUCUCUUUCACGUUUGGACCAGAAGUGGUUGCAAAGUUCCUACACAAGCACGACCUUGAUCUGAUAUGUCGUGCUCAUCAGGUUGUGGAGGACGGGUACGAGUUCUUUGCAAAGCGUCAAUUAGUAACUUUGUUCUCAGCACCUAAUUAUUGCGGCGAGUUCGAUAAUGCGGGGUCGAUGAUGACUGUCGACGAGACGCUAAUGUGCUCUUUUCAGAUCUUGAAGCCCGCAGAAAAGAAGAAGUUCCCAUAUGGUGGUGUAGGUACAAAUCGACCAGUGACACCACCUAGAAAUACACCUGCUCCACAACCAAAGAAAGGAAAGAAAUGA